AUGAAGUCCGUGCUGUUCAGCCGCUUCUUCAUCCUCCUGCCCUGGAUCUUAAUCGUCAUCAUCAUGCUCGACGUGGACACGCGCAGGCCUGCGCUCCCUCUCACCCCGCGCCCGUACUUCUCUCCCUACGCGGUGAGCCGCGGAGGGGCCCGAGUCCCGCUCCGAAGGGGCAGCCCGGGGCGCGAUGCGGCCAAGCGCAACGAGUCUCGGCCACGGCCGCACCCCGAGCCGCCGCUGCCCACCAUCUAUGCCAUCACGCCCACCUACAGCCGCCCGGUGCAGAAAGCCGAGCUGACCCGCCUGGCCAACACGUUCCGCCAGGUGGCGCAGCUGCACUGGAUCCUGGUGGAGGACGCGGUGGCGCGCAGCGAGCUGGUGAGCCGCUUCCUGGCGCGGGCCGGGCUGCCCAACACGCACCUGCACGUGCCCACGCCGCGGCGCUACAAGCGCCCGGGGCUGCCGCGCGCCACCGAGCAGCGCAACGCGGGCCUCGCCUGGCUGCGCCAGCGGCACCAGCACCAGCGCGCGCAGCCGGGCGUGCUCUUCUUCGCCGACGAUGACAACACCUACAGCCUGGAGCUCUUUCAGGAGAUGCGGACCACACGCAAGGUUUCUGUCUGGCCAGUGGGCCUGGUUGGUGGGCGACGCUAUGAACGUCCCUUGGUGGAAAACGGCAAGGUGGUUGGCUGGUACACCGGCUGGAGAGCAGACAGGCCUUUUGCCAUCGACAUGGCAGGAUUUGCUGUAAGUCUUCAAGUCAUCUUGUCCAAUCCAAAAGCUGUAUUUAAGCGUCGUGGAUCUCAGCCAGGGAUGCAAGAAUCUGACUUUCUAAAACAGAUAACAACAGUUGAAGAACUGGAACCAAAAGCAAGUAACUGCACCAAGGUUCUCGUGUGGCACACACGGACAGAGAAGGUUAAUCUAGCCAAUGAGCCAAAGUACCUCCUGGACACAGUGAAAAUUGAGGUAUAAAUUAAAAAGAC
This is a messenger RNA of Castor canadensis (American beaver), 983 nucleotides long. It is a transcript of the gene B3gat2, whose product is annotated as beta-1,3-glucuronyltransferase 2. Gene Ontology annotation, biological process: chondroitin sulfate proteoglycan biosynthetic process; carbohydrate metabolic process. The record is from RefSeq and is a predicted model, not a curated record. Gene Ontology annotation, molecular function: galactosylgalactosylxylosylprotein 3-beta-glucuronosyltransferase activity. NCBI's taxonomy places the organism in Eukaryota, Metazoa, Chordata, Mammalia, Rodentia, Castoridae. Gene Ontology annotation, cellular component: Golgi membrane.